CGUGCCGGGCCGUCCCCUCGCCGGCGGGGCCAUGGCCGCGAGCGCCAAGCGGAAGCAGGAGGAGAAGCACCUGAAGCUGCUGCGGGAGAUGAGCAGCCUCCCGCCCAACCGCAAGUGCUUCGACUGCGACCAGCGCGGCCCCACCUACACCGACAUGACGGUGGGCAGCUUCGUGUGCACCUCCUGCUCCGGCAUCCUACGGGGCUUGAAUCCACCCCACAGAGUGAAGUCAAUUUCAAUGACAACUUUCACACAACAGGAAAUAGAAUUUCUGCAGAAACAUGGAAAUGAAGUGUGCAAACAGAUAUGGCUAGGCCUAUUUGAUGAUAGAUCAUCAGCAAUUCCAGACUUCAGGGAUCCACAGAAAGUUAAGGAGUUUCUACAGGAAAAAUAUGAGAAGAAAAGAUGGUAUGUUCCUCCAGAGCAAGCAAAGGUUGUGGCAUCAGUCCAUGCAUCCAUAUCGGGGUCUUCUGCUAGUAGUACAAGCAGCACGCCUGAGGUGAAGCCCCUCAAAUCUCUCUUGGGAGAAGCUGCACCUGCACUGCACUUAAACAAGGGCACACCUAGCCAGUCUCCUGUUGUAGGCCGGUCUCAAGGACAGCAGCAACAAGAAAAGAAACAAUUUGACCUUCUCAGUGACCUUGGCUCAGAUAUCUUUGCUGCUCCUGCUCCUCAGUCAACUGCAACAGCAAAUUUUGCUAAUUUUGCACACUUUAACAGUCAUACAGCGCAGAACUCUGCAAAUGCAGGUUUUGCAAACUUUGAUGCAUUUGGACAGUCUAGUGGCUCGAGUAAUUUUGGAGGUUUCCCCACAGCAAGUCAGUCUUCUUUUCAGCCCCAAAAUACAGGUGGAAGUGCUGGAUCAGUGAAUGCUAACUUUGCUCACUUUGAUAACUUCCCUAAAUCCUCCAGUGCUGAUUUUGGAGCCUUCAAUGCUUCUCAGAGCAAUGCAACAGUAACUGGAGCCAGUAAAGCUGCAGUGAAUAAACCAGGUCUCCAGUCAGCAGACAAAUAUGCAGCUUUGGCUAAUCUAGAUAAUAUCUUCAGCGCAGGGCAAGGUGGUAGUGAGCAAGGAAGUGGCUUUAGUACAGUAGUGUCUGCAUCAGCAGGUCCUGUUUUGUCAGCCCCAAAUCAGUCAAGUGCGUCGUCAGACAAGUAUGCAGCUUUAGCAGAAUUAGACAGUGUGUUCAGCUCCACCGCAACCUCCAGUAAUGCGUAUACUUCCACCAGUAACGUCAGCAGCAAUGCUUUUGGAACAGUACCCGUGGCUGCUACUUCACAGACACAGCCUGCAUCUUCAAGUGUGCCUGCUCCAUUUGGAGCAACACCUUCCACAAAUCCAUUCGUAGCUGCCCCUGUUGCCCCAGUGGCACCUUCAACAAAUCCAUUCCAGACCAAUAGCCGAGGAGCAACAGCAGCAACAUUUGGUACUGCAUCCAUGAGCAUGCCUGCAGGAUUUGGAACUCCUGCCUCCUACAGUCUUCCUACUAGUUUUAGUGGCAACUUCCAGCAGCCUACAUUCCCAACCCAAGCAGCUUUCCCCCAACAGACUGCUUUUGCUCAGCAGCCAAAUGGUGCAGGUUUUGCUGCGUUUGGACAGGCAAAGCCUGUAGUAACUCCUUUUGGACAAGUUGCAGCUGUUGGAGUAUCUAGUAACCCUUUUAUGGCUGGUGCCCCAACAGGACAAUUUCCAGCAGGAAACUCAUCAACCAAUCCUUUCUUAUAGCCUUAUAGACACUUUACCCAAAAGAACUCUUAUGUGGUCACAUAACAUCUCUGCGCCUCUUGCACUGUUGUCUUGUUUCACUGAUAUUAGCUUUAAACACAAAAGAAGUCUUUAAGAAGUUAAAAAGAAAGCCUGCAUUGUGUACCUUUGGGGGGGGGGAAAAGAACACAAGAAACCCAACAGGGAGUCAUUCCCCUCCCCUCACACACACACAAACAAAGAAAAUCAACCCCCUCCCUCCCACCUCCCCGGGUAAUAAUGUGCAAAACAGAGGGCUGUGGUAACAUCCUUGGACCUGUGAACUGGCAGGAAAAAAGUAGCGGUAUCAUGUAUAUUAAAAUUGGCUAAUAAGUUAUUGCAGAUACCACAUUCAUUAUGCUGCAGUACUGUACAUAUUUUUCUUAGAAAAUAGCUAUUUGUGCAUAUCAGUAUUUGUAACUUUAACACAUUGUUAUGUGAAAAAUGUUACUGGGAAAUAGAUCAGCCACUUUAAGGUGCUGUUGUAUCUCUUGGAAUGAAUGAGCUACAUCAUUUUAACCAUUGGUAUUGGAAGUCAUCAAAUUAAAUUGAAGGUUUGUUCAUUUCUCAAAAUGUUUUCCUUUCCUAAGAGCUCUUCUAUUUAUACAUGCCUAAAUCUCUAAUGUUAGAGGGAUACCUGUCUGCAUAAUAAAGCUGAUCAUGUUUUGCUACAGUUUGCAGGUGGAAAAAAAAAAAAAUAAAUAUUAGAAAAAAGAAGUGUAGCUUUA
Molecule: messenger RNA, 2472 nt
Organism: Centrocercus urophasianus (Greater sage-grouse)
Lineage: Eukaryota; Metazoa; Chordata; Aves; Galliformes; Phasianidae
Gene: AGFG1
Product: ArfGAP with FG repeats 1
Exons: 13
Coding region: 32-1726 (564 amino acids)
Cellular component (GO): cytoplasmic vesicle
Molecular function (GO): GTPase activator activity
Source: RefSeq, a predicted model, not a curated record